CGCACCCAAGGGCUAGCUCAAUCUUUCCCACCUUUCAAUUUAUACAAUUUAUACCCGGAGAAUAGCGCGGCUAUGGAGUUCACAUUCUAUUACUAUGCUCCAUCUACUGCAGCUGCAGUCAUCUUCACUGUCCUGUUCGGGUUGAGCAGUCUCGUGCAUUUAUACCAACUCGUGCGGACAAGAACAUGGUUCAUGAUUCCCUUCUUUAUCGGAGUAAAUCUUGAAACUGUCGGUUAUGUCGGACGCCUAUUAUCAUCCUUUGAGUCGCCAGACUUCACGCAAGGACCAUAUAUCAUGCAAAGUGCUUUGAUCCUGAUCGCUCCGGCUUUCCUCGCCGCGAGUAUAUAUAUGACUCUGGGACGCAUUAUAUUCAUGCUCGAUGCCGAGAACUCCUCCAUCAUCAAGCUCAGAUGGCUCACUAAGAUCUUUGUGGCUGGUGAUGUUCUGUCUUUCUUGAUGCAGGCCUCCGGUGCGGGAAUUAUGGUUCAAAAUUCAAACCCAUCUAUCGGCGAGCAUAUUAUCAUCGGUGGUCUUUUUGUGCAGAUCAUUUUCUUCGGACUUUUCUCUAUCAGCGCUGUUGUGUUCCAAACCCGUGUCAACAAGAAGCCGACAAGCCGAUCGAUCGAGUUAAAGGGUCUUUGGACCCGCCAUAUGAUUGCUCUAUACACGACGAGUGUGUUGAUCCUGGUCCGCUCUGUCAUCCGUGUGGCGGAGUACCUGCAGGGGUAUGAUGGAUAUUUGAUGAGGAACGAGGUUUUUAUCUAUGUCUUCGACGCCCUUCUGAUGUUUAUCACUGCGCUUGUUCUUCAGUACCAACACCCCAGUGAGAUCAAUUGCUUGCUUGGUCGCGGUGACAAGUAUUCGGAGAAGAUUGUUUGGACGCGGAAGUUUAUUCCCAUCUCUACGCGAGAGAUGACUCGUUCUGAAGAAGUUUGA
Messenger RNA from Penicillium canariense, 936 nucleotides. RefSeq names its product RTA1 domain-containing protein. The annotation marks the transcript as partial. The record is from RefSeq and is a predicted model, not a curated record. The transcript is spliced from 3 exons. Gene Ontology annotation, cellular component: membrane. NCBI's taxonomy places the organism in Eukaryota, Fungi, Ascomycota, Eurotiomycetes, Eurotiales, Aspergillaceae.